GUGCCUUCAUCCUGCCUUUCCCACUUCUCUGCAAGAAGGACCCCAAGACAUCGGCAAGAUGAAACUUGUACUCCUGGCUCUGUUCGUGGCCGUGGCCUCUGCCAAAUUGCACAAGAAGAACACAGGUGAGUGGCGUUUCUUCGCUGAUUCUGCCGACAAUAAAGAGAAGAUUGAAGAAAAUGGGCCACUCAGAGGCUUCUUGAGAGACGUCAAUUGUAAUGACAGACAAUGUAAUUCUGUUACCUUGACUUUCUGGAUGAUAAACAAUGGAGUGUGCGAAAAGGUCACCCUGGUCGGAAACAGAGCACCUGGUUCUGAUCAAUACACCACUGCUUUUGAAGGACAAAAUUACUUCACUUUCUGCGAUCAAUCCAAAAACGUGUUGGUCAUCUGUAUCCGGAACACCGAUGAAACCGGAACUGUCACGAAUAUGGUUAAGGGUGCAGUAAGACCUGGCUAUGAACCCACUGACGCCGAUCGCGAAAUGUACGAAAAGUUGGUUAAGGAACACGGUAUUCCCCUAGAAAACAUCAUACGUUACCAAUCUGAAGAUACCUGCCCUCAGUAAGAACGCCAGUUGGACAUCUCCAAAUCGUGAUGACAGAAUGCAGCAGCAUCUUAGAUACCCGAAUCACGAGUCAAAUUGGAAUUCCUUCUUUCCCAUUAUCACAUUGACCUCAGCCCAUGUUUUUCUCUUUCUUUGUUUCCCACAUGCUGAUGUAUCCCAUUCAAUGCCUAAAUUAAUAAACUGAUUAUUCUAUGCACAAAA
Molecule: messenger RNA, 769 nt
Organism: Sorex araneus (European shrew)
Lineage: Eukaryota; Metazoa; Chordata; Mammalia; Eulipotyphla; Soricidae
Product: lipocalin Cav p 2.0101-like
Exons: 7
Coding region: 59-568 (169 amino acids)
Source: RefSeq, a predicted model, not a curated record